Messenger RNA from Lathyrus oleraceus (garden pea), 1571 nucleotides. Its product is annotated as (R,S)-reticuline 7-O-methyltransferase. The record is from RefSeq and is a predicted model, not a curated record. The transcript has 3 exons. The coding region runs from base 82 to 1194 and encodes 370 amino acids. Lineage: Eukaryota; Viridiplantae; Streptophyta; Magnoliopsida; Fabales; Fabaceae. Gene Ontology annotation, molecular function: protein dimerization activity; O-methyltransferase activity.
AUCGAUUUUGCAACUUAGAGAUUCAUUCCACACACACUGCACUAACUCAUUGAAAGCCUUUCUUUCUUCACUUAAAACAUAAUGGAGACCGUUCUUUCCAACCACUCCCCACCUUCUUCUGCUUUCAAGGAUGUGAGCAAAGAAGAGGAAGAAUCACUACUUGGACAAAUUGAAAUAUGGAAAUACAUGACACAAUUCACCGACUCAUUUGCUCUAAAAGCUAUUGUUGAGCUACACAUAGCUGACAUAAUCGAUAGAUAUGGUAAACCAAUUUCCCUGUCACAAAUUGUGCAAAAUCUUGAAGAUGCACCCACCCCCGAUUCUUCUCUUCUCUUAAGAGUAAUGAGAGUCAUGGUUCGUAGAAAAAUUUUCAGUGCAGAAAAAUCCGAAACCGGAGAGAUUCUCUACGGUUUAACACACGCAUCGAAAUGGAUCCUACAAGACACAAAAAUGACAUUGGCACCUAUGUUGUUGCUAGAGAAUCACCCGUUUCAUCUGAACCCUAAUAACUAUAUCAGUGAAAUUGUACGAGAAGGAACCAAAAAUGGCACUGCUUUCUUUAGGUGUCAUGGUCAUGAACAAUUUGAAACGACGGGUUUGGACUCGAAAUACAAUGAAUUGUUUAACCAAGGUAUGGUGUGCACUGCUAGGAUCAUAUCUAGGGCUGUUAUUGCAGGUUACAGAGAUGGGUUUAACCAAAUUCAGUCUUUGGUUGAUGUUGGUGGUGGUAUUGGUGGAUCUCUCUCUGAGAUUGUUAGAGCUUAUCCUCAUAUUCAAGCUAUUAACUUUGAUUUACCUCAUGUUAUUUCAACUGCACCUCAAAUUGAUGGUAUCACCCAUAUUGAAGGAGACAUGUUUGUUUCUGUUCCUAGUGCUGAUGCUAUUUACAUGAAGUGGAUUCUUCAUGACUGGAGCGACGACCAUUGCAUAAAGAUAUUGAAGAAUUGUAGGAAGUCAAUACCAGAGAAAACAGGAAAGGUGAUCAUUGUGGAUCAUGUUUUGGAUCCGGAAGGAGCUGAACCAUUUACCGACGUUGGCAUAGCAUUUGACAUGUUGCUUCUUGCACAUAAUGCUGGUGGUAAGGAAAGGACCGAAGAGAACUGGAAAUACCUAUUCAAAGAGACGGGAUUCCCUCGUUACAACAUCAUCAAAAUCAAUGCUCUUCCAUCCAUCAUUGAGGCGUUUCCAAUCUAAAUUCAUGAUUUGUGAUGAGUUUGGUUUCAUGAUGAUUUCGUAUGUGUUGCUUUGUGUGGUUUUAAUGGGAGUUUUGUUAUCUAAGGCAAAAAUAAUCUGUGUAUCAUAAUUUGAAUAAAAAUUCUGCUCAGCACCUAGAGAUGGCUAUGGUUCAUCCAUGAGGGAGCUUCUUUUGGUUUCAUAAGGAGGUCAUGCAACAAAGUGUUGGCUGAGUAUUUUAAGACUCUACGGUUAAUUGUUAAUGAGUUUGAUGAAUUGUUAUUGUUGUGCACAUUUUCUUCCCUUUUUCAUUUAACUUCUAUUGUCUCAAUCAAUUGUAUCACUUAUUAUAUACUCCCUUCCUUUUUAAUUGUGAGUGAAAAAUUGUUUCUUUUUAA